Messenger RNA from Parnassius apollo (apollo), 1152 nucleotides. The record is from the annotation of a GenBank genome assembly. NCBI's taxonomy places the organism in Eukaryota, Metazoa, Arthropoda, Insecta, Lepidoptera, Papilionidae.
AUGAAGAGAAGAAUAGAACAACUGAAAAGAACGACGGAAGAAGAGAUUGAAGAGGCUAAGAAAAAGGUGACAGAGCUACAGUGCGAUCUACUCGAGUUGCGCGAUGCGCACGCAAAGCUUCGCACAGCCAACGAGAAGCUGCGCCGCGACAAGGAGCGUCACGACCGUGACCGCGACCAGAACAAACUUCUAGUGGCAUCGCUUAAACGUGCGCAACAGGAGGAUGAUAGAGUCAUAAAUCAACUGCUGGAAACAAUUGAGGACCUUAUGAAGCAAAGUCCUGACUUAUUCCGCACCGAACCAUCCAAACCAGAAAAGACUCUUAUGACUCCGACACCUCCCAGGCGCAACAGAUCAUCAAAGUCACGGUCGCGUUCGGCGACGCCGGAGAGUGCGGAAGCGAACAGCGCGGCGAGCGCGGCGGCGACCGCGGCGCGCCUGCGCCGGCUCACCGACGAACUGCGCGCCUCGCGCAUCGCCGAGCGCACUCGCCGCCAGCAGGCCGCCGGCGCGCGACGAGGUGUGACAGCGGAGCCGCGGGAUGCGAUGUCAGUGUCUCCAGCCACAAGAACUCCUUCACGGACAUCCUCUCUCAAAAAACGCUCCAUAUCUCUCGAACAAACUACGAAAGAUCAGAGCACCAUAUGGAUGUCGGUCGAUGAAGGUAGCGUGUCAUCUAUGCAAUCUUUAGAUGGGGAUCCAGAUUCACGUCGUUUCACGUUACCUCGAGAUUCCAGUCUCGACAGUCGUCUAUCAGGCGGUUCUGCACAGAGCGAUGUAUUGCCAACGGAAAAAAAGAAAAAGAAAAGCAUCUUCGGAAAAUUAAAGAAACUUACAAAAUCCCGUUCCGUGGACGACCACGUCGAGAACGCAGAGGUUGUGGACUUUAGAUCUAUUGGCACUGUUUCACAGGGUUCCGACUCAGACAUGAGCGCAGCAGGAAGCAAACGAGAUUUACGAGGCCGAAUUUCAGAUAUGUUUAGCAGGAAAGGACAAGUAUCGCGCGCUAGCAGCAAGGAGCAGAGUCCGGAGCGCGGCGGGUCAGCCGCCAGCACGGGCAGCGUGUCCCGCGUCACGCCCGCCACACCGAAAGAAACACGCAGUCCGCGGACGACAAGCACAACACCGGGCACCAAAAGGAAAGGGAAAUAA